ACGCAUGCGUGCAUGAAGUAGGGGCGGUUGCUAACGGCCGCAAUGCUCGCAUUGGCCCGUCCUGCUUUCCGUCGGGGCCCGCCUUUGUGGCAUCUUCUUCUGGGUGCUGUGAGGAGAGGGUUCGGCGGCGCCAUGCCCGGGAAGGGGAAGGCAAAGAGUCAAGAUACAGCCACUUCUCGUGUUCCUUCAAGCCCCGUGGCAGCUGAUAAAACCGGCUCUGUCACCAUUGCUGUUCAUGCCAAACCAGGAUCUAAACGAAAUGCUGUAACAGAUCUGAUGACAGAAGCAGUGGGUGUGGCCAUUGCCGCGCCUCCAUCUGAAGGGGAGGCCAACGCAGAGCUAUGCCGCUAUCUCGCCAAGGUCCUCGAGGUUAAGAAAAGCGAAGUAGUGUUAGAAAAGGGUGCUAAAUCACGAGAAAAAGUAGUGAAGAUUUUGGCACCUGUGACUCCCGAGGAAGUCUUAGAGCGGCUGAAAAAAGAAGCUGGGAGCUGAGACCAUCUAGCAGUGCUGAACAUGCCAUGUUUUACCAAGUUUUUUUUACUGGAUGUGGCAAAAAGGUUAGGUCCAAGCACACACCAAUGACAGUGAGAAGACAUUAACUCUUGUAGGUGACUGUAAGAUGUACAGCAAGGGAAGGGAAGGUACAGAAACUGUGGUUUUAUUUAAAAUAAUCUCAAAAGAUGCCACAACCUGAAGACUCUUCAUUGACCUGCAUGUUAAUUAUGAUUGAGUGCCUCCAAAAAUAACAUAUCUAGUCAGGCUGGAAACAAGCAGUUUUUUUCAUUGCACUGAAGGUGGUGUCGUAAGAGGCAUUGCUGUCCUUGGCGUGUUCGCUCAUCCCAUUGGCAUCUCUGAUAAAAGAAAGUUUGCAGAUUUUUGCACCGUUUCAAUAACCUGCCAAAAACGUUCUUGACCAAAGGCAACAGCAAAACACAGACAGUGAACUUUAUCCCCCAACAGGCAGUGAUUCCUCUCUUGUACCACUGUUGGUAAAAACAGUUGCAUGUCUUCACACUUGGCAUCUGGACAAUACUGGGAAGAUCUAUUUUUAUUUUCAUGUUAGUCUCUUUCCCCCAAGGUGAAUGAAACGUUAUGCAAAGAUUUCAGCUCACGGUCACUUGGCAUGCAUGAAUACAUCAUAAACGAGGGAGUGCUACUGACAGCCUGUGUUUCUGUUCCAGUUUGGUUUGGGGAAACAACCGUGCAGGCCCCGUUUCCUCCCUGAAGUUAAAGAAGCUUUUUUCAGCUUGCCUGAAUGCUGAUUUUGCUACAUUCUGCCCAAGAGCUUCCUAACUUUUUCACUGGUGUUAAUGUUUUCUGACUGUAUUCCGUACCUGGGUAUUCUGGAUCUCUUUUUCCCGGUCACACUGUGGCUGCUGCCUUGAUGGCAGUCGGGGUGCCUUAGGGACUGGUCUGCUUUAAAAUAAAGUGAGUCUGUCAUGCUGUCAGCUUGAUUGUUUGCAUCUGUUGGAGACUUCUGUUUACUCGAAUAGGAAAAUGACUAUUUGGUGGUUUCUCCAGUGUGGCUGCAAAAAAACACCCGGAAUGACUUAGACACCCAUUGAGCCGAACCAAAGUAUUCACCACUUUGGAGCAUAGUAAGGAAAUUCAAUCCGAAAAUUACUAGGAGGAGGGGGAGACAACUGCUCAGCUCAGACCUUCAAGACAUUAGGGCCUUGUGUUGGGAAGGAAGCUACAGCCAGACAAAGGUCUCUCCCCUUGGUGGUAGAAAAAAUGCUUUCUAUGCAGAAGGUCCCGGCUUCAUUCCAUGUUUUAGGAAGGACUACAGAUAACAAGCUAGGCAAAGACCGGAGUCUUUGGACAACUACCGCCUGUCUGAGGGGAUUGUCCUGGGUUCCAUGGCCCAGUGGUCUGAGCUGUUACAAAGCAACAUCCUUUGUGAAGUCACACAUGGCAUUUGCAUGGUUCAUUUUAUAUCGAUCUGCAGUUUUUGCAUAAUUAGGCCAUUCUUUUGCAUAAUAUUUUGCUGCUGAUGGGAAGAGGUAAUGAGCUUCACAGGACACAGAAAGAAAUCUUGGAUUCUGAGAACCACCGGGUGUUUGCCUUACGCUUUCAAACACACCUUUGAAAUCAUAAAAUCAAGAGAUUUGUUUUUGUUCUUUUAAAGAACGCUGAGGUGCUCCAGUAGUUGGUUUUUGCAGUCAAUACUACAUUCGCUUUUUGUGCAAAAUAAAAACAUA
This is a messenger RNA of Eublepharis macularius, 2201 nucleotides long. RefSeq names its product chromosome 18 C15orf40 homolog (gene C18H15orf40). The transcript is spliced from 4 exons. Gene Ontology annotation, cellular component: cytoplasm. Bases 43 to 492 code for a protein of 149 amino acids. The record is from RefSeq and is a predicted model, not a curated record. Lineage: Eukaryota; Metazoa; Chordata; Lepidosauria; Squamata; Eublepharidae.